Messenger RNA from Closterium sp. Yama58-4, 894 nucleotides. NCBI's taxonomy places the organism in Eukaryota, Viridiplantae, Streptophyta, Zygnematophyceae, Desmidiales, Closteriaceae. The record is from the annotation of a GenBank genome assembly.
AUGAGCGACCCUAAACUGAGUACGAGUGAGGCAAAUGCGGCUUCGAUUCAAGCGACGGAGCCGCUCGGCGCGCAGCAGGCGGUGAUGAUUUUCGUGAAGCGGCCAGCGCCGGGGCGAGUGAAGACGCGCCUGGCGGCCGGCGUGGGGGCGGACGCGGCGUGCGCCUUCUACCGCGCGUGCUGCGAGCACGUCGUCACCCGGGUCGUGGGAGGGGACGUGGGGGCGCGCAUGCAAGCAGCGUUCCAGCAUGUUCUAGGCCUGGGAUACCAACGGGUGGUGGUGAUCGGAACAGACAUCCCUGAUGUGGAUGGGGUCACUGUUGCUGCUGCGCUCUCUGCUCUUAAGCGCCACAAGGUGGUGUUUGGCCCAGCCCUGGAUGGUGGAUACUACCUCCUUGGACUCACCGCACUGCUGCCAUGCCUCUUCAAUGGCAUAGAGUGGAGCACGGACAGGGUGUUGCAGCAGUCACUCUCAGCUCUCCACACAAACGGGGUGGCUGACCCUGGCUUGCAGAGCAACAAGCGGCGGGCGGCGGGGGGGGGUGGUACCUUGGAGGCAGAUGCUGAGACAGAUAUGGCAAUGACUAGUUGUGGCAAGGCAAGACAUGGGAAGGACGGUUCAAGAGCAGAGCAAGCUUCUGAGCAGGCCGAUAAGGAAGAUGCUGCUCCGAGUGGUGGUGGGAAGACAGGGCAUGAGGAGGAUGCAUUGAGAACAGACCAUGUUCGUGUGCACCCAACAUCACAUGCUGGUGUGCACCCAACAUCACAUGCUCCUUGUGGUGAGCCUGAAGCUGAGGUUUGCAGUAUAGAAGGCGAAACACAAGUUGUGAGGCUGAUUGCUGUUGUUGCGGGGAUUCUAGGCCAGGUUAGCCCGGUAGGUGCUACUGGUAUGUGA